AUGACGAAAUACACAACCCAUUCAAGAUGACUGACUGUGGAGAUUUACCCAAACCAGAGAUGAGAGGACUUGGAUUAAAGCAUGCCAAACGUGGCUUUAGCUUUGGUCUGGCACUGGCCAUAGGUGCAGCUCUGUCAUACAAGAUAUUUGUAGCUUCUGCAAGGAAAAGGGAUUUUGCAGAAUUUUACAAGAACUUCGAUCCAGAGGCAGCAGUAGAGCGGAUGGUUGAAGCAGGUGUCCUGCAGUCAGGGAAAUAUGCUGACAAGAAAAAGGGGACAUUCUGGUGACUUAUUCUCUCACUUGAUGUCAGUUCUUAUUAGUAUAGUUAUAAAU
This is a messenger RNA of Schistocerca serialis cubense, 333 nucleotides long. It is a transcript of the gene cype, whose product is annotated as cytochrome c oxidase subunit 6C. The record is from RefSeq and is a predicted model, not a curated record. Bases 27 to 287 code for a protein of 86 amino acids. Lineage: Eukaryota; Metazoa; Arthropoda; Insecta; Orthoptera; Acrididae. The transcript has 3 exons.